Molecule: messenger RNA, 2325 nt
Organism: Onthophagus taurus
Lineage: Eukaryota; Metazoa; Arthropoda; Insecta; Coleoptera; Scarabaeidae
Gene: SF1
Product: Splicing factor 1
Biological process (GO): regulation of mRNA splicing, via spliceosome
Cellular component (GO): nucleus
Molecular function (GO): mRNA binding; zinc ion binding
Source: RefSeq, a predicted model, not a curated record
CUGUCAAUCCGCCAUUUUGAUUUGUGAUCGGCUUGUCAAGUGUCAACAUACGCUUUUCAUAAAAAAUCGUUUUUAUCCCUUUAAAACGGUUUAAAAUCGAUUACUUGAAACUUAAAUCGACUUAGAAUUCUUUUCAGGGUGUAAAGAAGAAAGAAUAAAUGGGUUCAUCUAGGCAUCGUGAUAGAAGUCGCGGUCGCGAUAAAGACCGUGAUAAAGACCGCGAUAAAGAUCGUGAUAGAGACCGUGAUCGAAGGGAUAGAAAAAGGAGUCGUGAUCGAGACCGUGAUCGUUCACAUCGUGAUAGGGAUAGAGAUCGCGAAAGGGACCGUGAUAGACGUGAAAGAGAACGCGAAAGAAGGAGUCGUAGUCGAAGCCGAGGUGGUGGAGGCGGUGAAGGAGGAAGUGGGGUUGUUAUUCCAGGGGGGAGUGUUAUUAACAACAUUGGUCUUGCUGGUAUUGGAAUUCCUGUAAGUGUCGCGCUUGAAAAGCAUCUUCCACUUAAAGAAAAGACUCCUGAGCAAGAUGGAGAAAAGUUAUUGGCUGAAACGUUGGCUACUUUGGCGAAUUUUGCUGCAACUAGGCAAUAUACAACUUUUAACACUACAAUACAUAAAAUUGAGCAUGAGGAUGCUCAUGAUAAUUCCGGUAUGGGAAGUGAUGAUUUGCGAUCUAAAAAAAGGAGAUCUCGUUGGGGUGGAAGUGAACAUGAUAAAAUAUUUAUUCCUGGGAUGCCAACAAUUUUGCCUCAAAAUCUUAAUAAAGAUCAGGAACAAGCAUAUUUACUUCAACUCCAAAUUGAAGAGGUGAGCCGCAAACUGCGAUCUGGGGACCUUGGAAUUCCGCCCAAUCCUGAAGAAAGAUCACCAUCUCCGGAGCCCAUCUACAGCAGCGAUGGUAAACGUUUAAAUACGCGCGAAUUUCGCACCCGGAGAAAAUUAGAGGAAGAUCGGCACGCUUUAGUUUUGAAAAUGCAAAAUAUUAAUCCCGAAUUUAAACCCCCCGUUGAUUACAAACCUCCUGUUAUCCGCGUGAGCGAUAAGGUUAUGAUUCCACAAGAAGAACAUCCCGAGAUUAAUUUUGUAGGGUUAUUAAUUGGCCCAAGAGGAAACACUUUAAAAACAAUGGAAAAAGAAACGGGAGCUAAAAUAAUUAUCCGUGGAAAAGGGAGCGUUAAAGAAGGAAAGGUUGGGAGGAAAGAUGGGCAACCUCUUCCUGGUGAAGAUGAACCUCUACAUGCUUAUAUAACAGCAACGAAUCCUGAGUGUGUUAAAAAAGCCGUUGAGAGAAUUAAAGAAGUUAUAAGACAAGGAGUUGAAGUCCCAGAGAAUCAAAACGAUUUACGUCGCAUGCAACUACGCGAAUUGGCUCAAUUAAACGGGACUUUGCGUGAAAACGAUGGUUUGAGAUGUAACAAUUGUGGCGCAACCGAUCAUAAAUCAUGGCUGUGCCCUGAUAAACCGAAUGUAACCAACAACAUAGUCUGUUCGAGUUGUGGGGCUGCAGGGCACAUCGCCCGAGAUUGUCGCCAAAAACGUCCUGGUUUGGGCGGUCCUGCAAUGAUGGGUGACAAAGCUAAAAUCGAUGAGGAAUACAUGUCUUUAAUGGCGGAGUUGGGUGAAGGUCCCCCACCGGAAUUUUUAAAAGGAAAUGGGGCUCCCAAUAAUACUAAUCAACGCAAACCGGGUAUAAACAUGUUUGAUCCGCAAGUCGCGCCUCGUCCUUUGAUGCCACCACCAAUGGCGAAUGCGAUGAUGCCGAAUAUGCCUAAUGGAGGCAUGGGGGGGAUGCCCCCACCGCCAUGGGCAGGUGGAAUGCCUUGGCAACCUGGUCCACCGGGGAUAAUGCCACCACCUCCACCUCCGGGAGCUUCAAGUCCCCCGCAAAUGAUGCCUUGGAUGGCAAAUAAUCAACCACCUCCUCCAGGAGCUGGUGCAAACACUUUACCACCACCACCUGGUAUGGGAAGUAUGCAACCACCGUGGCAAACACCGUUCCAAUGGCCCCCUAAUAAUUGUACUCCGCCGCCACCACCCGGAAUUGAUAUGACCAGUUUGUUGACGGCUCCCCCGCCGCCACCUCCAACUUCUACAUAAAUUACAUAAACUAAAAAUAGAUAUUAAUUUGGAGGGAAUUCAAAGAAAAUGUUAAAAAAUUAAUAAAAGGAUAAGAUGAAUUAAAAUUUCUUCUUUGUUAAUGUGAAUUAAUUAAUAUUUCUGUGUAGGGAUUUAGUAGAAGUGAAUUAUUUUAUUGUAAUAAUGAUAUAAACAAAGAUAUGUUGAAAAACUUUUGUAGAAUUUGAUGAUUAAAUAAAAGAUAUAACCUCUU